Molecule: messenger RNA, 5018 nt
Organism: Mirounga angustirostris (Northern elephant seal)
Lineage: Eukaryota; Metazoa; Chordata; Mammalia; Carnivora; Phocidae
Gene: IL33
Product: interleukin 33
Exons: 8
Coding region: 162-965 (267 amino acids)
Biological process (GO): positive regulation of cytokine production; positive regulation of inflammatory response
Molecular function (GO): cytokine activity
Source: RefSeq, a predicted model, not a curated record
AUUAAAAUCCUGCCAAAAUCUCACCCUCUCAGAUCUCCUUCUUACAGCAAUUUGGUUCUCUGCCAAACUUUGGGUAAUAAAUAGAAUCUACAAGCUCUCUGAACACAGAGCUGCAGCUUUUCAGAGAAGAAAUCAAAACAAGAUUACACGAAGCCUGAAAAAUGAAGACUAAAAUGAAGUAUUCAACCACCAAAAUCUCCCCAGCAAAGAUGAACAGUUCAGCAAGCAAGGCUUUGGUAAAAUCUCCCAAGCUGAGAAAAUCCCAACAGAAAGCUGAAGAAGUUUGCCAGAUGUAUUUUAUGCAGCUGCGCUCUGGCCUUAUCAUAGAAAAGACAGCCUGUUAUUUUAGGAAAGAAAUCACCAAAAAGCAUUCACCAAGAACAGCUGAAAAGUACAAAGAGCAACAUGUGGUAUUCACUGCUUGUCGUCAACAGCUAAAGAAAGACUUUGCCUGUGAGGUACCUAUGGUCCCCAAGUGUAUUGGAGCAACUAAUAUUCCAAGUAUCCAAGAAUAUUCUGCUUCCCUGAGCACAUACAAUGAUCAAUCUAUUACUUUCGUUUUUGAGGAUGGAAGUUAUGAGAUCUAUGUAGAAGACUUGGGAAAAGACCAAGAGAAAGAUAAGGUGUUAUUCCGUUAUUAUGAUUCUCAAUCCCCCUCUCAUGAAACAGGUGAUGGUGUUGAUGGCCAGACAUUAUUGGUAAACCUGAGUCCUACAAAAGACAAAGAUUUUUUGCUGCAUGCCAACAACAAGGAACACUCUGUGGAGCUACAAAAAUGUGAAAAUCAGUUGCCAGACCAGGCCUUCUUCCGCCUCCAUAGGAAGUCUUCUAAAUGUGUUUCAUUUGAGUGUAAGAACAAUCCUGGAGUGUUUAUAGGAGUAAAGGAUAACCACCUUGCUCUAAUUAAAGUAGGGGACCAAACUGAGGAUUCGAGUAUAGAGAAUACCAUAUUUAAGCUCUCUUAAACUUAAUGUGAUGAAAGCUGUGGAGCCUGGGUUGGGUAGCCCAAAUAGCUACUGCUGGAGAAAGGAAGGAUGAGAGAUAAAGAAAGAGACAACAUUUAAGGGAAAUGGAGGGAACUUAGUAUGCUCUAGAAUAUUUUCCUUAUUAUUUGUAUAAUAUAUUUUUAUAAUCCUUCAGUUCUGUUUUUUAUUACUCUUUGUCUCCCUACAUAUUCAAAAGUCUGUUGUUAAAGAGCCCUCAGAAAAUAUACAACCUGACUUUUACUUUUUUCUACUUUCAGUCCAGAAAGCUUCAUAUUUAGAGCUGAGACCUCUGGGGGAAAGCAAGGGCCUUAAUCCAAGUUUCAUUUUAGACAGGGAUCAAUUUUAAAAAGCUACAUAGAGACAUAAUUUUCCCUGAUUCAAAACAAAUUCAAACACUAGAGCUGUUGGUGAAAAGACAAUCAGAUCUACUUAGACUGACCAUUUCACAAAUGGAAUAAAACACCAAAUUUGUUUGAAGAUGCCCAAAACUGGGACACCUGGGUGCCUUUGGCUCAGGUCAUGAUCCCAGGAUCCUGGGAUCAAGUUCCACACUGGGCUCCCUGCUCAGCCAGGAGCCUGCUUCUCCCUCUGCCUGUCACUCCCCCUGCUUCUGAACCCUCUCCCUCUCUCUCUCUCCCCCUCUCUGACAAAUAAAUAAAUAAAAUAUUAAAAAGAAAAGAAGAUACCCAAAACUUAAGAUACCUACAAAGGUAGGCAGAUAAUAUGAGAAAAGACAAAGAUAGUUGAAAAAUUAAGAAAAAUAAAUCCAGUAUUUGUAAAGUAAGUAAUUUUACAUCUAAUUGUUUCAUUUUUAAAAUGCUGAUUUUCAUAGACUGAAUUAAAUUUAGCAAGGCAUUCUUACAUUAAGAAGUGAAAUAAAUUUUAGUUCAGACAUAUAAUUGAAAUCUUUGGGAAUAUCUAACAAACUUAAUACCAUGGUGAAGCCACAAGUCCUCUAAUCUACUAGAGCCUAGAUGGGACACAGAAUUAACAUUACAAUAUGAAUAACUGGCUAUCCCUUAUGUUUGUGGUAUACCAUCUCCUUCUGACACUAUGCUCCAGGGAUCUAUGACUUGAUAUACAUGUCACCCUGGACAAAAUUUCUUCUAAUCCUUUCUUCCCAGGUGUACAAGUGUUUUCUUUGUCCAGCUUCCUGAUUAGCCUGCUUACUAUGGAAUAUUUAUUUGACUUUUCUUCCUUCCUCAUUUCUUUUGACCAACUGUGCUCUUGAUAUACAUUUUGUGUCCCCUGAGCUUCAUUCCAUGUCACCUACCUCUAGAUGCCAACAUCUUUUUCUACUUUGUCUACCUGAUGCAGAAUUUCACAUAAACCUACUGAUGGCAAUAUUUUUUAUUAAACACCUUUGUGUUUUACAUUACUAAGGUAGUAAAAUUUAUACUCAACCAUAUAAUAAAAUGUUUCAACUACUAAAGGAAUAAUUUUUGCUUAUUUUAAGGUCUUAAAUUCUACUAUAAUUUUUUCAUAGGUUUAAUACUGACAAUAAAUGAUAAAACUAAUAACAGUACUUAUGAAGUACAACUUUUUCUGAAAGUGUAGGCUUUUUAAUUUCUAAUUUGUUGAGCUCUAUUGGAUAUAAUGCUGGUGGAACAUAAGAUUAAAAAGGCUAAGAAUUACUGUGCGAGGGUAAACAACUGUAAAGAACAAUAUAUCUUUCAUUACAUUGUCAAUUUUAUUAAUGGAGACAAAAUAAAAGCAAAAUAUACAUCAUCUUUUCUGAAAAACACUAAAUGUUGACCAUAUGCAUCUGUAUGUUAUACUUAAAAUGAUUGUUUUAAAGUAACCAAAUAUAUCGAUUACAUUGUUUAAGUUCUUGAAUAAAUUGCACUUUUUAAAAGUAUGUGAGGUAUUAAUGAUUUUAUGAUAAAAUGACUGUUCUGAAAUUUUUAAGUCAAAGUAAGCAUAUAUUAAUCCACUGAUGUUGAUAUCUGGAGUAGAUCAUUUGUCUGGUAAUUCAAAACUAAGUAAGAGAAGGGAUUGUGUCUUUUUCACCUUUGUACUCCCAGUGCCCAUUAUAGUGGCCAGCACAAAGGACCAAUUCAGCGACUUUUACCUGAGAUCAAACAGCCAACAUACCCCUACCAAAGGAACUUUAACCUGACUUCUGACUCAAUUACGUAUAUUUCAACCUGAUUAUCUUAUUUCUGAUGUUCAAUUUUCCUUUUUAAAAACACUUUCCACCAUCACUAUGGUGAGUAUUGUUUGAUUAAAAUAUACAAAUGUGUGGUGGCCUUUUGCUACUUAUUUUCAUGUGUUUUGAUGGUCCAUAACACACACAUUACUGGAAAGAAUGUGUUCAUUUCAUUGUAUUAGAAAUAACAAUUAUGUCAAAACUUGCUUUUUCCUCAUUUUAUUUAUAUUUGUUAGAUUUUUAUGUAUUUAUUGGAUACCUUGAAAUACUGUUAAGAAAAUUUUAUUUGAAUGAGUAAUGUGGCUUAGAAUUGGAAAAGAAAAGUAAGAGUUGAGAUUCAGGGGAUUUGGAAAGAAAAUCGCUAAUUAGAAUGCAACAGCUUAAUUAAAGUCUAAAAAGAUUGACUUAUAACCCCCACAUCAGCAAAACAAGUCAAAAAACAAAAACAAUUUCAACUUUUGUGCCUCAUACCAAAAAACUGCAUGAUAGAGAAAUCUUCUAGAAUACUCACGUGGGAAUUGAACCAGGCUUGUCCCAAAAUUCCUUUCCCCCAUCCAUCAUACAAUGACCUGUACAGCCCAGAAAUCUUGUCCUCUAGCAUUUGCUCCUUAAACACAUGCCAUGUAUAUUGGACUUUGCUAAGUACCAUGAAGGCACCAAACAAAACAAAACAAAAACCUAAACUAUGCUCCUUGUCCACAUGGAACUUAAAAUAUGUACAAUUUAUGUAUUAAAACUCCAACUCUGCAGUACACAGUUACACAAAGGUAAGAGACAUCAAUGUGAGUUUUUCAUUAAAGAAAGAAAUAGGACUGAAGACUCUAUCUCCAUACCCUCGUACCCACCCACCCUGAUUGAUUCAUAUAUCCAUUCUCAAGGUCAUGUUAAAUAGUUUCCCUCUGCAGAUCCCAGGCAAAAGGAGGUCAAUUCAGUUGCUCCAAAUUCCUUAAUAGUUAGGGUUGGGAUUAGGGGGCUUAGGUAUCUGAGAAACAGAUGCAAGAGAUAGAAGUUAAAGUCAAUUGGUAGAGUUAGAAUCAAUGAACUGCUUCCUGUUGAGAUAUCAAGAUGAUGAGAUAUUUGUCCAAGUCCAAUUAUAGUCCCUAGUCCAUAGGAUACUCCCAUAAGAGAAUACAUGAAUCACUACAUGAAUACAUGAAUCACUACCCAGCAUAUUAAAAACAUAGCUUUGCCUCUUGCACUGUUAGUGGGAAUGCAGACUGGUAUAGCCACUCUGGAGAACAGUAUGGAAGUUCAUCAAAAAGCAAAAAAUAGAACUACCUUAUGAUCCAGCAAUUGCACUACUAGGUAUUAACCCAAACAAUACAAAAAUACAGAUUCAAAGGGGUACAUGCACCCCAAUGUUUAUAGCAGCAUUAUCAACAAUAGCCAAACUAUAGAGAUAGCCUAAAUGUCCAUUGACUGAUGAAUGGAUAAAGAAGGGAUGGUGUGUAUAUAUAUAUAUAUAGAAACACACAAUGGAAUAUUACUCACCCAGCAAGAAAAUGAAAUCUUACAAUUUGCAAUGAUGUGGAUGGAACUGAAGUGUAUUAUGCUAAGUGAAAUAAGUCAGAAAGACAAAUACCAUAUGAUCUCACUCAUAUGUGGAAUUUAAAGAAGAGAACAGAUGAAUAUAUGGGGAGGGGGAAAGAAAAAAAAGGAGAGAGGGGAAAAAACCAUAAGAGACUCUUAAAAAUAGAGAACAAACUGAGAGUUGAUGGAGGGAGAUGUGUGUGGGAUGGGCUAGAUGGCUGAUGGGUAUUAAAGAGGGCACUCGGUGUUAUAUGUAAAUGAUGAACCACUGAAUUCUACUCUUGAAACCAAUAUUGCAUUGUAUGUUAACUAACUAAAAUUUAAAUAAAAAUUAAAAAUAAAUAAAGAGAUUA